AUGGCUAUCUUACCGCUGUUGAUGGUCAGAUUUCUGGAGUUCUUCAGCGAUCGUUCUACCCAGAUGCCUGUCCCACAUACGGUAAAAGCACACUUUCAGUAUCCCACAUUAAGAUGUCCCACCGAAAGUUCGAGGCGCCGCGACAUGGCUCGCUGGCUUUCCUUCCUAGAAAGCGAGCUGCAAGGCACCGAGGAAAAGUCAAGAGGUUGCUUUCCAAAGGAUGACCCCAAGAAACCAGUCCACCUCACUGCCGCCAUGGGUUACAAGGCCGGUAUGACCACCAUCGUCCGAGACCUCGAUAGACCUGGUGCGAAAAUGCACAAGAAGGAAAUCGUUGAAGCGGUCACUGUUAUCGAGACGCCUCCGAUGAUCGUCGUUGGCCUUGUUGGCUACAUCGAAACCCCCCGUGGCCUCCGAUCGCUCACUACCGUCUGGGCUGAACAUCUUGGUGACGAAUUGAAGCGAAGAUUCUACAAGAACUGGUACCGAUCAAAGAAGAAGGCUUUCACCAAAUACGCAAAGAAGCACUCUGAAAAUAAGGGUGCUUCAAUCACACGUGAACUUGAGCGCAUCAAGAAAUACUGCACCGUCGUUCGUGUCCUUGCCCACACCCAGAUCCGCCAAACUCCUCUCAAGCAAAAGAAGGCACAUUUGAUGGAGAUUCAGAUCAACGGAGGCAGCGUUGCGGAUAAGGUUGAGUUUGGCCAUGGUCUGUUCGAGAAGCCGGUCGAGAUCGAUACCAUCUUUGAGCAAGAUGAGAUGAUUGACUGUAUUGCUGUCACCAAGGGCCACGGAUUCCAAGGUGUCACCAGCAGAUGGGGUACCAAGAAGCUACCUAGAAAGACUCACAAGGGUUUGCGAAAGGUCGCCUGUAUCGGAGCAUGGCAUCCUUCACACGUCCAAUGGACGGUUGCUCGUGCCGGUCAAGAUGGCUACCAUCACCGUACCUCCGUUAACCACAAGGUCUACCGUAUUGGCAAGGGCAAAGACGAGAAGAAUGCUGCCACUGAAUUCGAUGUUGUCAACAAGCAAAUUACCCCAAUGGGUGGCUUUGUCCGCUAUGGUGAGGUCAAGAACGACUUCGUCCUGCUCAAGGGAUCCGUCCCAGGGGUCAAGAAGCGAGUCAUGACCCUCCGAAAAUCUAUGUACCCUCACACUUCCCGCAAGGCUCUUGAGAAGGUUGAGCUCAAAUGGAUUGACACCUCGUCUGAGUUUGGUCAUGGUGCUUACCAAACUCCUCAAGAGAAGAGACAGUUUUUGGGUACGCUCAAGAAGGAUCUCGUUGCCGCUUCCUAA
This is a messenger RNA of Rhinocladiella mackenziei CBS 650.93, 1296 nucleotides long. Its product is annotated as 60S ribosomal protein L3. Gene Ontology annotation, cellular component: cytosolic large ribosomal subunit; ribosome. Lineage: Eukaryota; Fungi; Ascomycota; Eurotiomycetes; Chaetothyriales; Herpotrichiellaceae. Gene Ontology annotation, biological process: ribosomal large subunit assembly; translation. Gene Ontology annotation, molecular function: RNA binding; structural constituent of ribosome. The record is from RefSeq and is a predicted model, not a curated record. The transcript has 7 exons. Bases 1 to 1296 code for a protein of 431 amino acids.